AUGGAGGGCGAUCUCAUCGUCGACCCACAUGAUGGUGCUAUGGAUGUCGGAGACACGUUUUAUGAGGAUGAGAAGCCAGAGGAUAUCCCGCUGGAGAGCUACUCCGAGUCUGACAGACAGCAUGAGGAUGCCUACGACAAUGGUAUCGGACGGCCCAAAUUCCCAGAUCCUGUGACGUUUUCUUCGGGGCAAGCUGACUACAUUCGGCUUGGCAAGAACUUGAGCACAGCCAUAGACAGAAUGUCUGAUAAGGAUGUGCAACCUUGGGGGAACGAGAAUGGUUUCAAGCCAUCCUUCCGAAUGAAGUGUGCAGACUCCUCGGCACCUCUCAAAUACUAUUUCGCCUCCAAGCAGCUGAACAUUCCAUCCAAGGUCACAAAAGAAGGACUGGUAAGAAAGGUCGACGAUUGCUUGCGGGAAAUCAUCUCAGUCAGUGUCUUGUUCUCGGAUCCAUCGAUGGCCACUCACAUCAUCGAUAUCUGUAGUGGCAUAACCCAGUGGGGGUAG
This is a messenger RNA of Postia placenta MAD-698-R-SB12, 507 nucleotides long. RefSeq lists its product as hypothetical. Bases 1 to 507 code for a protein of 168 amino acids. The transcript is spliced from 3 exons. Lineage: Eukaryota; Fungi; Basidiomycota; Agaricomycetes; Polyporales; Adustoporiaceae. The record is from RefSeq and is a predicted model, not a curated record.